AGUAUCCUAGCUACGAGUCGGUGACAAAUUUCGAGAAAAAUGUGGAAAAUACUGAUAACGGUUUGCGUCGUCAUGCAUCUAGCAAAUGCAGUUCCAAAGUACAUCAAUCAACCGAUCGUUUGCAAACCGAAUUCGAAAUACGUCGGUUGCAUAACACCGUGCGCCUUGAGCUGCGCAAAUAGACACAAGAAGGUCAAGUGUCAGAAAAUUUGUAAAGUGGCUGGAUGCGCCUGUGAGGAUGGUUUUCUCUUGGAUGACAAAGGAAAUUGUAUUAAGGAGCAUCAAUGUCCUAAAGUUUCGAAACCGAUUGCUGGAACAUAUGUUAAUCAACCGAUAGUUUGUAAACCGGACGCAAAAUACGUUGGCCACGUUUCUUCAUGCGCCCCGAGCUGCGCCAACAGGCAUAAAAAGACUUCGUGCGAAACCUUUUAUCAAGUGAGUGGAUGCGCUUGCAAAAGAGGUCUCAUUUUGGACAACGAUGGAAACUGCAUUCGGAAGUACCAAUGUCCCGCCCCAAUAAAAACCAAAUGCGAACCUAACGAGGAACUCAACAAAUGCGCCAACGGAUGCGCAAUAGCGAACGAGUCCAUUUGCGGUGUACUCAUACCGUCUAGUAAACUAACUUUUGGCAGAAUUUGUCCGAAGAUUUGCAAAUCGAUUUGCGAAUGCAAACGCGGUUUUGCUCGAAACAAGGAAUACAAGUGCGUUCCGAUUAAGCAGUGCUAUCUUGUCAAACAAUAAUCUGUAGCAUAGUUUCCAUGGAUAUGGUGAAAUAUAGUUUCAAUAAAUAAAUGAAUAAUCUAA
Molecule: messenger RNA, 804 nt
Organism: Nicrophorus vespilloides
Lineage: Eukaryota; Metazoa; Arthropoda; Insecta; Coleoptera; Silphidae
Product: inducible metalloproteinase inhibitor protein-like
Exons: 7
Coding region: 40-741 (233 amino acids)
Source: RefSeq, a predicted model, not a curated record